CUUGGUACCUUCUAGCAAGCCACAACUACAACUGUUCGGUCGCUGCUUUGAACACCGACUUUGCGCUCCCGCCUAAUUCCCGUUUUGAAUUGCUACUUUGAAUGCUUGCGAAAGUUUUUGACUCGCAGAUUUUGUUUUGUUGGAAUACAUUUUAGUUGGAAGCGUCUUUUUUCGACGGGUGGUAGACUAUGUGGAUGAUAAUGGAGCGGUACAGGUGAAGGUUUCAGAGUAAGAUAAAUGAGUUCCUAUUGCGAAGCACCUGUUGGGAGUGGAGAAUAUGAGUCGAGGACUUUUGUUAACCGGCGAGGGAAUUUUGCUAUUGAUUGACGAGGAGAUGAAAGGGGAUGAAAGGGAAUUAUCUGAGUUGACAAGGAGAUGAAAGGGGGUGUGUUUUUUCAAGACAUGAUGGUCAUGCAUAACGUAUCGUUCAAUGUGCGAUUGAGUGAAAGAUGGCGGUGCAAAUGAAUCGAUUGGGAUAGUAGUUUUGUGGUCAUAUGUGUAUCAUUUUCAACUCACAGAAAGACUUGAAGAGAAAUCUAAGGCCUGGAUGGUUUGUGACUGUAGCCCUUGACAUAAAUUGUAGGAAGAGUAGAGUUGAGCCGUUGAAGAUGAUGGGAUCUUUCAUUACCAGGGGAAUUAUCAUGGGACUUGGAUACAUUUGCCCAGCUUAUGAAUGUUACAAAGUAGUGGACAGACCAAGGGCAGACUUAGAGAACUUGCGAUUCUGGUGCCAAUACUGGAUGAUAAUUGCAGUGGUGACUGUGUUAGAAAGGCUGGGAGACAUUUUCAUUUCGUGGAUGCCUAUGUAUUGUGAGGCAAAACUCGCUUUCAUAAUUUAUCUUUGGUACUCUAAGACUAUGGGAACAACUUGUUUGUACUCUAAACUUUUAAAGCCGUUCGUGGCUAAACAUGAAUCGGAAAUUGACCAUAACUUGAAUGAACUAAAGACCAGAGCUGGUGAAAUAGCCCUUGUCUGGUGGCAGAAAUGGUCAAUUCACGUGCAGGCUCGAUUUCAUGAGCUGCUCCAAUUUCUCGCACGUCAGUCCGACAGAGCCCAAGAAGGCGCGCGUGGAUCUUCAUCUCGGUCUCAUGCCCUGAACAUCCCCCGAGGACUUACUCAGGGUGCUCUUCUAUCGCAUCCUCCACCGCCUCCACCAGGAAUUACAGGUUCUCCGGCGGCUUCCUAUCCUUCUUCGCAAGGCUCUCAAGCUGGCCAGAGGAUAUACCCGCCUCCACUGUCCCACUCUACUGGAGUCCAUGUCCAACAUCAGUUAAGGCCACUCGGGAUAUUUGAUGGCGAGGGAGAUUCAGACCAUGAUGUUGUCGAAUAUCAUUUAGGGGAGCGUGCUGAGCAUCAGUCUGAGGAACGGUUAGAGCGAUUAGUUCCAUCAGCUGGAGGACAAAAUCUGCCUCCAGGAGUUCAAAACACAAGGAUUCGCUUGCAGACUGAUAGUCCCGGGAAUCUGUCCAUCUGGUUGCCUGCAUGGCUUGGUAGUACAGCCCCCAAGAAGGUUGAUUUACAAGAAGGUUCUCGUCGAUAUUUUGGAGCAUCUUAUUCUUUUCAAUUGAUCUAGCUGAGCAUGUCUCGUGCGCAGUGCUUCAGUAAGAAAUAGACAUGAUGACAUCCGUAUUCGUUUCUGUGUAUGAAAUACAACAUUGCGACGAAGUUUUAAAUAACAUUGCGAGGUAAGUUUAGAAUUCACUGCCUACAGGUGGGAAGUUACAAGGUCUGGUGGCUAACUUUUUCUCCGUGCAAUUUGUGUAAUUAGUAUUACGGAUUUUAACCGGAUGUUUCAAUUUAUAUUUCCUAGAAACUAGAUUGAUUACAAAGUUGUACAUAACAUUUUGAGAUUAAUCCAUUUUCCCAUUUUUUGUGACUA
Molecule: messenger RNA, 1880 nt
Organism: Physcomitrium patens
Lineage: Eukaryota; Viridiplantae; Streptophyta; Bryopsida; Funariales; Funariaceae
Product: HVA22-like protein j
Source: RefSeq, a predicted model, not a curated record